Molecule: messenger RNA, 3905 nt
Organism: Girardinichthys multiradiatus
Lineage: Eukaryota; Metazoa; Chordata; Actinopteri; Cyprinodontiformes; Goodeidae
Gene: oprd1a
Product: opioid receptor, delta 1a
Exons: 3
Coding region: 159-1268 (369 amino acids)
Biological process (GO): G protein-coupled opioid receptor signaling pathway; neuropeptide signaling pathway
Cellular component (GO): neuron projection; membrane
Molecular function (GO): G protein-coupled enkephalin receptor activity; neuropeptide binding
Source: RefSeq, a predicted model, not a curated record
GGGGCGCACAUCAAUCUGUUCUUUCUGGAUUUUAGAGGAAACAUUUUUUUUCAGUCACUUUCUGCGUCUGUUCAUUUCUGUCCAGUUCUUUUUUUCAUCUUUUCUUGCAUUGAAUCACAACAAUUACCGUUGAGUACGUUUACCUCAGUAAGGCGCACAUGGAGCCCUACACGGUCCCUGGAGCGCAGCUCUCUCUGUCCGACCUGUACUACCCCUUUAACGUUUCCAUCCCGGGGGAAGCCGAGCUGAACUCCUCGGAGCCGGAGAGCCCGGUGAGGAGCGCCGAGGGGAUGAUCAUCCCCGUGUCCAUCACUGCGCUCUACUCGGUCAUUUGCGUCGUGGGACUGCUGGGCAACGUGCUCGUCAUGUACGGCGUGGUCAGAUACACCAAGAUGAAGACUGCCACAAACAUCUACAUCUUUAACCUUGCCCUCGCCGAUGCCCUGGCCACCAGCACGCUGCCUUUCCAGAGCGCAAAAUACCUCAUGAACACCUGGCCCUUUGGGGAAGCCCUGUGCAAGCUCAUCAUUGCCAUUGACUACUACAACAUGUUCACGAGUAUCUUCACCCUGACUAUGAUGAGUGUGGACCGCUACAUCGCUGUGUGCCAUCCUGUGAAGGCAUUGGGCUUUCGGACACCAGUCAAAGCUAAGAUGAUCAACGUCUUGAUCUGGGUCUUGUCUUCUGCAAUUGGCGUGCCUGUUAUGUUUAUGGCUGUGACCAGAGUGUCAGAGGCUGGUAACAUUACAUGCAUGUUGAAAUUUCCUGAUCCUGACUGGUACUGGGACACCGUGACUAAGAUUUGCGUUUUCAUCUUUGCCUUUGUGGUCCCUGUGAUGGUCAUCACCAUUUGUUAUGGCCUGAUGAUACUGCGUCUGAGGAGCGUUCGUCUGCUCUCAGGCUCCAAGGAAAAAGACCGCAACAUGCGGCGAAUCACCCGUAUGGUCCUGGUGGUGGUGGCAGCCUUCAUCAUUUGCUGGACCCCCAUCCACAUUUUUAUCAUCGUAAGGACAAUGGUGGAGAUCAACACCAGGAAUCCUUUUGUAAUAGCUAGCUGGCACUUGUGCAUUGCCUUGGGCUACACCAACAGCAGCCUUAAUCCUGUCCUCUAUGCAUUUUUGGAUGAAAAUUUCAAGCGAUGCUUCAGGGAUUUCUGCAUGCCCUGUCGAACGCACAUGGAGCAGAACAGUGUGACCAGUGCCCGCAACACCACCAGGGAGCCGGUGUCUGUCUGUGGUCCGACGGAGGAAGCAAGGAAGCCUGCAUGACUAGCAAUGGUGAGGGCCCCCCAUAGCUGUAACAUGGGGAGGAUCCAUCAAAAUCCACAAUCCCACGAUACCCUGAUCACCACAACUGAGUUUUGAUAGAUUGUUACAUGGAACAACACAGUAGAGACACUUAUUCUCCCCAGUGCAAAUACAAACUACUAGGGUGGAAAAAAAAGAAUAUCUGAGCUCACUAUCCACAAAAGUGGGUAUGUUUCUUUUCUGAAGUAAAUGUGAUGCCACUGAAGCACAGUAAUUUUGACAGAUUGUCCAAAGCCCAUCAUCAGAUAAUAAAACUGACUGUUUUCAGUUUACGGCUCAGAGUAAGACAGCAGAAGAGUUCAAGAAAACUUCAAGAAAACAGCAACAGCUGGUACACUCAGUCAAAAACAAUUGCCUUGGCAUGCAAGAAGAAAAACAAUUUCAGGAGUUUUGACAUUAACAAAUAAAGUGAGAAAUACACAGAAGACCAAACCAAUGAUGACUAGGUGAUGAGUUCGGUGCUUGGAUUUGGACAGUGUAUGGAUUUGGACAAGUUUCUUCAAGAAAGGAGGUCACAAUGAAUUAUGCUGCAGGAGAACUAGAGAUGAGAGGAUUUAAAAGUAUUUCUUGACAGAUAUUUAGGAAAAUAAUCAUGAUCGUGAUGAUGGUUGCUUUUAGCUUGGAUGGAAAGAAAGAAAAGAUACGCAUCAAAAAAAUUUAUGUGCUUGGAUUUCUUUUGACCUACUUUGGGAUACCUGCUUUUUCUUCCUCACUGUCUUAUGAUAUGAAAUAUUGCCAAUAUUCAAGCACUGGAGACCACCAUUGGCAGCCUCAACAACAAGGUCUGAAUGCAUGUAGAGCCAUACCUUUGAUGUUGUCAACGGUAUUCUGUUCAAUUACUUCCCAAUGAUAAUAAUUAGAAAACAGAUCUGUCAUCUCUCUUGCUGAAUAUCAGUUGGACCCUUUAGGAGAGUGGUGUGGUAUUCAUUAAAGUAGUGAGUCACACUGGGACUCAACUAAUCAUCAUUUGAAUCAAACUGGAGACAGCAUUCAAAGAAGCCAAGAUGAUGAUAAUAAAUGAUGAAUUUACCUCAGUAGAUAUGGAUUACAGGAGAGGUAAUGUGGGUUUUCUUGCAAGCAUGUAAGAUUAUAUCAUAUGUUCAAUAUGUAUAAUUAUGACAUAGAGAGUCAGGUAUUUUGAAGAAAUAAAACACAUCUGAACUAUUUUUUAGCCCUGCAAAGGUUUUUAGACCAGUUUACUCUUUUACUCUUUUCCCAUUGUGUUGCACUUCAACCACUAUAUAUAUUUUCUUGGGGUUUAAUGUGAUCGACCAACACAUAUCUGAAAAUGGAUUAACAUACAGCAUAAAGUACUUUGAGGUAUGUAUUUCCAACAUUGCACAACUGUAAAACAGUUCAUGUUCAAUAAGAAGGAAUGGAGAGCAUCUGUCUCACCAGAGAGUCUCAAUUUGAUUUGUUUCUGAACUUUACUGGGCUAUUCUAACACAUGAAGAUUUGAAACCACUUUUGUAUUUUUGUGUGUAUAUUUAGAACCUUCACCCAGCCUCUGCCUCUAACAGGCUUUCCUCCAGCAACAUCCUGUUUUAGCUCCAACCAAAUUCCUAACUGUGAACAGAUUACUUUUCACUGCUGAAGAAAAGCACCCCCAAAGCAUGACACUGUCAUAACCAUAUGUUACCAUGGGGACAGUGUGUUUUGGGUGUAGUGUUAUUUUGGCUCCACACAGUGUUUUUGAUGUUGGUCAAAAGGUUCAGCUUUGGCCCUUAACUGACCAGAACAUCAUCUUCACAUGUUUGUUGUAUCUUCUGCAUUGCUUGUAGCAAACUGCAAACAAUUUGCUACCAGCAAUCUUAGGGCUUUCAUUUGACAAUGAUUUUCUCCUUGGAAGUAUUUCAUAAAGACCAAAUUGUGAAGUGCAUGAAUAAUAUUGUCAUAUGAACAGGUUCUCCCACCUGAGCUGUGGAUUUCUACAACUACUCUGUGUUACCAUUGGCCCUUAAGGCAGCUUCUGUAAUUCAGGCUCUCUCCUAGCCUAUCAGAGUUGGUGAGUUUGCAGUCUUAGUGAGUUUCCAGUUGUGUCAUAUUCUUUCCAUUUUAAGUUGGUGGAUGAACAAAUCUUCAUAAGAUAUAUUCAUAAAGCGUAUUGUUUUAUACCCUAACCUUGCUUUAAAUCGCUCCUUGUUUUCGACGGUCUUCAUACAGUUUGUUCAGUGAUGUACUCUCACAAACCACCGAGGCCCUGUUUACACAACACCGUUUUCUGGUGAAAACUGAAAUUUGUGCCAUUUUCUCAAAAAAUAGCACAAAUUGAGAACGAGUUCCAUAGAGUGAAGGCUUAAAUACGUCCCAGUACCUACUGUUGAAUAGAUUGGAAAACAUUUAUCUUUCUUAUGGGUAAGCCCUGGCCCAUUUGCACUAUGACUAAAAUGAGUAGAAAUUAAUGCGCUUGCGCACAAUCUAACGGCUGCCAACCAGUUUAAACCCACAGAAGAAAGUCCUCGAGGACUGGUGUUUGGCAUCUGUGGUGUUUCGGAUAAAAUCUUAAUAAAAUACAUCUAUAUUGUUUGCUGUAAUUUGAAAAAAUGUGGAAAAAGUUAGAGAUUGUGAAAACAUAGAAAGAUAACCAACAAAAGAAAA